Dunckerocampus dactyliophorus (ringed pipefish) is the source of this 2570-nucleotide messenger RNA. It is a transcript of the gene gdf6a, whose product is annotated as growth differentiation factor 6a. Gene Ontology annotation, cellular component: extracellular region. Gene Ontology annotation, molecular function: growth factor activity; cytokine activity. Bases 84 to 1391 code for a protein of 435 amino acids. The record is from RefSeq and is a predicted model, not a curated record. The transcript is spliced from 2 exons. NCBI's taxonomy places the organism in Eukaryota, Metazoa, Chordata, Actinopteri, Syngnathiformes, Syngnathidae. Gene Ontology annotation, biological process: SMAD protein signal transduction; BMP signaling pathway.
AGCUCUCACACCCUGACGCGCACACCAUCUCCGGCUCAGGCGGACCCCUCCAUCCAGGGAAAGAAAAAAGUCACCCUCCAGCCAUGUUUGCAUCUCGAGUUGUCACGCUUUACGUAGGCCUGCUGCUUUUUUUCCUUUGGAAUAUACCAUGUUUCCAGUCAGCUGCUAUCAUCUCUCCUUCUGCUCCGAGGAGGAACAGGGGAGCGAGACUCCCUCAUCAGGCCGGACAAAGGUCAAUCAAACUCCUAAAAGACAUCUUCGCGUCUUCCCGUCACAUGAUGAGCCAUCACAAAGAAGACCAUAAGGACGACAUCGUGCCGCAUGAGUACAUGCUGUCCAUUUACAGGACCUACUCGGCUGCAGAGAAACUGGGACUAAACGCCAGCUUUUUCCGCUCCUCUAAAUCUGCCAACACCAUAACAAGUUUCGUGGACAGAGGAACAGACGAUCUUUUGCACUCUACUCUGCGAAGACAAAAGUAUCUGUUUGAUGUCUCAACCCUUUCAGACAAAGAGGAGCUGGUCGGGGCCGAAUUAAGGAUAUUUAGGAGAGCGUCGGGUGACUUGCAGACGACAGGCCUCUAUCACAUCCAGCUCUACCCGUGCAGCUCGGACACGCUGCUGGACUCCAUAAUCCUGGAUCCUGUGGACUCCACCAAGUCCGGGUGGGAGGUUCUGGACGUGUGGCAGAUGUUGAAAUCUCAUCAACAACAUCAUUAUCAUCAUGAACAUCAAGGGAACCAGCUCUGCUUCCAGCUCAGAGUCGCUCUUAGGAAUUCUGAUGGCGAGGUGGACCUCAGGGUGCUGGGACUGGACAGGAGUGGGCGAUCCCAGCAGGAGAAAGCCAUUCUGGUGGCCUACACCCGAUCCAAAAAGAGGGAAAACCUGUUCAACGAGAUGAAAGAGAAGAUCAAGUCGCGGAGGUCUAUCAAGGAGAUAGAGGUGGUGAGGGCUUCAGAGGAGGAGGCAGCGGAGGAAGGGGUCCAUCUAAGGGGGGUUAGAGGAGACGGGCCAAGGCGGAGGAGGAGGACAGCCCUGAACAAUCGUCAUGGGAAGAGACAUGGCAAGAAAUCCAAAUCCAGGUGCAGCAAAAAGGCGUUACACGUGAAUUUUAAAGAGCUAGGUUGGGACGACUGGAUCAUCGCACCCCUAGACUAUGAGGCAUACCACUGUGAAGGGGUGUGCGACUUCCCACUCCGAUCCCAUCUGGAGCCCACCAACCACGCCAUCAUACAGACUCUCAUGAACUCCAUGGACCCCAACAGCACACCACCUAGCUGCUGCGUCCCAACAAAACUCAGCCCCAUCAGCAUCCUGUACAUAGACUCAGGCAACAAUGUUGUGUACAAACAGUAUGAGGACAUGGUGGUGGAGCAGUGUGGGUGCAGGUAGCGGACACAAAAUACAGCUUUUUGAAAGACUUAAAAAGCAAUGAUAUGUCUGGAUGGGUUGAGGAGACCCUCACCUGAAUGACAUCCACAUGGGACGCACGCAAGAGGCGAUAUUUGCUAUUUAUUCCGACUCACUGCUCAUGAAAAUGCACACUUUCCGCCUUAAAGUGUUAUUUCCCAAUCAUGCAACAAGUCAUCAAACAGGCCCUUGUUUCCCAGACUGUCCAUUGUGUGAUGGAAGCCCAUUGGGUGCCACUGUGCACCUGUUCGUGCCGUGGCUAUAGAGGACAGAGGCUUUUUGCCCGUCAGCGUUUGGACUUGCAAGCUCUUGUCGUGCAAUCUUGUCUGUAAGGCGAACUCGUUUGGGUCUGUGCAUGCAGCCCGUAAUUGCCUCUGUCCCACUGAAGUCAUUAAAUGCCCGUGCAAGUGCAUUUUUUGCAAAAAACGAAGAAGAAAGGAAAGGGGAGAGAAUGUCACACACACACACACACACACACACACACAAGCAUGCAUGCACACACUCACUCACACACAAACACACACAGUAGAGCAGAUAAUGCCUUCAAGAGAUUUUUGCCUCACUGCAGACCAGUCAGGAGAUGCUGUGUGAAGGUCUUCGUGUGCUUUUGUGGACACAAAACCAGACUUGUGGGUCCUCUGUUUUAGUACGAUGAUGUUUUAAAAAGCACACACAAGUCAGGCAAACUUAUUUUUGAAUUCUUUUGCUCAAAAGUCUGCAUCUUUACGAAAUGCACUUCCGCAAAUAGCUGCGCCAAGGAGAUGCAGCCAGUUUGUCUGCUCCGAUGAGGAAAAUGUAAAACAAGAGACUCGCAAAAGAGGCGAUAUUUAAAUGCACAUUAGCUUUGAAUGCACUGCUGUUCAUUAUUUUUGAGCUGUAAAUAUUUUGUAUAGUCGAUAACUUUACAAAGUGCUCCGAAUGAAGAAAUGAGAGAACUGCAUUUCUUUGUACAUAUACAAAAUGCACUCAAAUUGGUAUAAUUAUAUUCUAUUACAUAAUUAUUUUAUUAUUUGUGAUGUACAGUUUCAUGAUAAUCAUAUAUUUCUUACAUUAAUAAGAGUAAUUUAAGGUGUAUUCAAUUUUUUUUUUGUUUUUUUUUUUGCAGAGGGUGGAAAGUACCAUUAUUAAUUGUCUACCUCAUCAUUGCAUAUAGGACCUUGA